AUGAAGUUUGGUAAAGUGCUGCAGCAGUCGACGCAGAUGUCGCCGAGCGCGUGGGGGCCCUACUGGGCCGACUACAAACUGCUCAAGAAGAUCAUUAAGGACUGCGCGCAGAUUAAGAAGGAGGAGAAGCUGCAGGGCGACAAACUGGUCAAAAUCAAGAUCAAGCCCUCGGCCAAGGAAGACAACGACAGUAUCCGUCAGUCGCAGGACGAGAUGAAUUUCUUCCGCACGUUGCGCGCUGAAAUUAAAAAGAUCGCCGACUUUUUCAUCCAAGAGCAAGCCAAGCACACAAGUCAGGUGGCAGCUAUUGACACGAGCUUCCAACAGCUCAAGACAAACCUCGAGUCAGCAGAAGCCAAGACAGCUCUCAUGAAGAAUUGCGUGGCGCUCUACAAGGAACUGCUGCUGCUCGAGAACUUUGCCGUGAUGAACUUUUGUGGUAUCUCAAAGAUUUUGAAAAAACAUGACAAGUGGACAGGAUACGCCACACGCAACAAGUUCAUGCACAUGAUCCUGAUGAAGCAGCCGUUUGCUACGUACGAGCCGCUGUUGCAAAUGAUCGACCACCUGGAGCAUAUUUUCAUGCAAGCCACGGGAUCCAGCAUCGAACAGCAUGAUGCACAGAAGUCGUCUUCUCGACGUAACGGCGAUGGCAACUCGUCCUCUUCAUCAUCAGGAGAGGCACCUGGUGGCGCAGGAUGCGCGUUUGGUGGUAAUGCAGAACGAGAUAGCGCGUUCUCGAGCAACAAUGGCUCAUCGAACCACCACUCGCCGUGUCACACACCGCCUGGCACUAGGGGUGGCCGUCGUGACGGACGCACAUACAGAGCCGCAGGCGAUGACACUUCCCCGCAAUUCGAAGACUCGGUGACGCUAGUGCGCGUGAAUGCGCUUCGAGACGAUGUGCGGGAGCUGAAAAAGAUUGAGUGUGCGUAUGACGGCGAUGGCGAGUAUGAGGAUAACCCGGACGACUCAGGUUUCCCAGACGAUGACGCUGAAGCACCUGCCGUGCGCUUUGGUGACCAUUUUCCGACUGGGCAAACGAGCGUCGUGCUUCCGCUGCCGUUGCAAGUUGCUCCAGCGGAGCCUCAUUCAGACAGCGAUGCUGCAGUGAUUGCAAUGCUUUCCAUGAAAGAUAGCGCAAGCGUGCAUGGAUCUGGAGUCAGCAGCGACAGUGGCGAUAGUACCACGAAAAGCCACCGUACGCGGAGUACGAAGCGCAAAGCUUGCGCACCGCUAGAUAUGGAAGGCAAGCGCAAGAUGAGCGUCACGGCAAUUCUCAACUAG
This is a messenger RNA of Hyaloperonospora brassicae, 1287 nucleotides long. The record is from the annotation of a GenBank genome assembly. Lineage: Eukaryota; Oomycota; Peronosporomycetes; Peronosporales; Peronosporaceae.